Messenger RNA from Phragmites australis (common reed), 1929 nucleotides. Its product is annotated as ultraviolet-B receptor UVR8-like. NCBI's taxonomy places the organism in Eukaryota, Viridiplantae, Streptophyta, Magnoliopsida, Poales, Poaceae. The transcript is spliced from 11 exons. Bases 293 to 1621 code for a protein of 442 amino acids. The record is from RefSeq and is a predicted model, not a curated record.
UUAACCCAGCAGCUCGAACGCCGCUGCUUGCGAGCGGCAUUAGCGUGCGUCACAUGGGAUCGGGGUGGGGCUCGAACUCUAGCCAUUAAUACGGCCGGUGACCCAUCCCAUCGCGGCCGCCUCCCCCGCUUAAAUCCCGCGUCCAGGUCGCGCCCCGCUCCGCUUCCCCCACCACCUCGCCUCUCGCCGUCGUGAUCCGUCUCCGCCCGAUUGGCAGCAGCGCGCCCGGACACUUCGUCGUUUCCUCGUGGGGGUGGUUAGUAGACGCGGCGCGCCCCGGUUCUUCGACGAGAUGGACACCGCCAUGGCCGCCCCGGACGCCCCGCCGCCGGCCGUCGUGCUCGUCUCCGCCGGCGCCAGCCACUCCGUCGCGCUCCUCACGGGCAAUGCGCUGUGCUCGUGGGGCAGGGGCGAGGACGGGCAGCUCGGGCACGCCGACGCGGAGGACCGGCUCGUGCCCACGGUGCUGAGCGGGUUCGACGCUCCGGGGAUCACGUCAGUCAUCUGCGGGGCGGACCACACCACCGCCUACUCCGAGGACGAGCUGCAGGUCUACAGCUGGGGGUGGGGAGACUUCGGGAGGCUCGGGCAUGGAAAUUCCAGCGACGUCUUCACGCCUCAGCCGGUCAAGGCGCUACAGGGGAUUAAGAUCAAGCAGAUUGCCUGCGGGGACAGCCAUUGUCUCGCCGUGACCAUGGCUGGUGAAGUGCAGAGUUGGGGCCGUAACCAAAAUGGGCAGCUAGGCCUUGGAACUACUGAAGACUCGCUGCUCCCGCAAAAUAUUCAAGCUUUCGAGGGUGUUUGUGUGAAAAUGAUCGCUGCCGGUGCUGAACAUACUGCUGCAGUAACUGAAGAUGGUGACCUAUAUGGAUGGGGCUGGGGUCGAUAUGGAAAUUUAGGUCUUGGUGACCGUAAUGAUCGUCUGCUUCCUGAAAAAGUAUCUUCUGUGGAGAGUGAGAAGAUGGUGCUUGUUGCAUGUGGAUGGCGCCAUACCAUUACUGUUUCUUCCUCUGGUAAUCUGUACACUUACGGUUGGAGCAAAUACGGUCAACUGGGACAUGGUGAUUUUGAAGAUCAUUUAGUUCCACAUAAACUGGAAGCUUUGAAAGAUAGCACUAUAUCUCAGAUUUCAGGUGGUUGGAGGCAUACAAUGGCACUUACAUCAGAGGGAAAGCUUUAUGGAUGGGGAUGGAACAAGUUUGGACAAGUUGGAGUUGGCGACAAUGAUGAUCACUGUUCCCCAGUACAGGUUCAUUUUCCAGAGGAACAGAAAGUUUCUCAAGUUGCUUGCGGAUGGAGGCAUACACUUGCCCUUACCGAAAAGAAAAAUGUUUUCUCGUGGGGAAGGGGUACUAGUGGACAGCUCGGGAAUGGUGAAAUAGUUGACAGGAACACACCGGUGAUGAUUGAUGCCUUAAGCCCUGACGGUUCUGGCUGCAAGAAACUGGAGUCAUCAACAGCACCUCCAUUUGCAGCAAAAGUAUGGGUCUCGCCAUCAGAAAGAUAUGCUAUAGUCCCUGAUGAAAAUGUUCCUAAACGAGGUGAAGGCACGGCACGCGGCAACGGGGCUGAUGCAAAUGUACCGGAGAACGAUGUAAAGAGAAUGCGUGUGCAAUCGUAGUUCUAUGGUCCAAGGACCUUCCUUAACCGUAGUUCUUAAAAACAACAGGCGCCUUGCUUCGCUGUUCUCAUCUAGCGGUGUCCGGUUUCUGUGCAUUCCGUUCCGCCGAAGUGCUUUCCGCGAACAUCUUGAGAUGAUGCUAUGUAUCUCUCUGGUGUUGAGAUGGUACCAUUGCCCCGCUGUAAUGUUGUGUAAUUCACCUCUUAGAGGUGCCUAGCAAAGUCAGCCUGCACUGCUGUUAAGAUAUGUUUUGGAUCUUUGACAUUGCAUGGAGGCUACAAUAAGUGCUUCAUUUUCAUUUCUUCUCA